Messenger RNA from Ochotona princeps (American pika), 1315 nucleotides. It is a transcript of the gene TOR1B, whose product is annotated as torsin family 1 member B. The record is from RefSeq and is a predicted model, not a curated record. Gene Ontology annotation, biological process: nuclear membrane organization; protein localization to nucleus. Bases 42 to 1037 code for a protein of 331 amino acids. The transcript has 5 exons. Lineage: Eukaryota; Metazoa; Chordata; Mammalia; Lagomorpha; Ochotonidae. Gene Ontology annotation, molecular function: ATP binding; ATP hydrolysis activity; kinesin binding. Gene Ontology annotation, cellular component: nuclear envelope; endoplasmic reticulum; endoplasmic reticulum lumen.
GUGGCCCUGCUCGGGGCGGAAGGACGGCGAGGCGGCGCGGGAUGCGGCUCGGGCCGGGCACCUUGGUGCGGCUGUUGCUGGCGGCGCAGGCGGCCGCGGCCUUCGAGCCCGUCAGCGUGGCUCUGGCCGUCGGCGCCGUGUCGGCCCUCACCGGCUACCUGUCCUACACGGACUGGUACUGCCGCUUCGCCGAGUGCUGCGGGGAGGAGCGGCCGCUCAACGCCUCUGCCCUCCAGCUGGACCUGCAGAAGCUGUUCGGACAACAUCUGGCCACCGAAGUAAUUCUCAAGGCGCUGAGCGGCUUCAAGAACAACAAAAACCCCAAGAAACCGCUGACCCUGUCUUUGCACGGCUGGGCCGGCACCGGCAAGAACUUUGUCAGCCAAAUCUUGGCCGAGCACCUGCACCCCCGAGGCCUGAGGAGCCAUUACGUGCACCUGUUCGUGUCCACGCUCCACUUCCCCCACGAACAGAACGUCAAAAUGUACCAGGAUCGGCUGCAGAAGUGGAUCCAGGGGAACGUGAGUGCCUGCGCCAGCUCUGUAUUCAUAUUCGAUGAGAUGGACAAGCUGCACCCUGGGGUGAUCGACGCCAUCAAGCCCUUUCUGGAUUACUAUGAGCAGAUUGACGGCGUGUCCUACCGCAAGGCCAUCUUCAUCUUCCUCAGCAAUGCCGGUGGCGACCUCAUCACCAGGACAGCGCUGGACUUCUGGCGGGCAGGCCGGAAGCGCGAGGACAUCCAGCUGAAGGACCUGGAGGCCGUGCUCUCCGUCGGCGUCUUCAACAACAAGCACAGUGGCCUGUGGCACAGCGGGCUGAUAGACAGGAACCUCAUCGAUUACUUCAUCCCCUUCCUGCCCCUGGAAUAUAAACACGUGAAGAUGUGUGUGCGGGCCGAGAUGCAGGCCCGGGGCCUGGCCGUGGACGAGGCUGUGGUCACCAGCAUAGCCGAGGAGAUGACGUAUUUCCCCAAAGAUGAGAAGAUCUACUCGGACAAGGGCUGCAAGACGGUGCAGGCACGGCUGGAUUUCUACUGAGAGCCCCACACCGGCUGCUAGGGGAAGCUCCGGGGACUGGACCGGGGACGCGAGGCCCAGCACGCUUGCCUGUCCACCCUGGGCCUCACCCUCGGCCCAGCACAUUGGAGAGCUUGGUGCGUUUGCCCCUGCGCACAGUAGGGAUACAUGAGCAGAAGUUUUUUCUGAGUUCAUUUUCAGAAAAGACAGUGAUUUGUCCAGGACCCUGGUCAUUUUGUGAAAUGACAGUGGUCCUCCUGCUUGUGGCAGCUGUAGGUGGACUUCAGAAAUGUUCCCCC